AGUUAUUGCAACCCCACCUUACCCGACUUUAUCAAGCUUCAGCUUCAUGUUUUCCUGUGUUCAUUAUAAUCCACUCCUUUAGUCUUUGGCAUAUAAACGUCUACUGUCGUCUAUCCGCUUUUUCUACUCGCAGAACUCGAGUUCACAUGCGGCUCCAUGGCAUUUGCAUAACGUGUCCAGAGUGGAAGGUGUGGAUUUCCAUGGGCAUCCCGACUGUAACAGUAGCAUGCUGAGUGUCCAGCCUGUCUCGUCAGCUUCCACUCCUUCUGCUUCGUCUCAUUCGAGAACUAAACCUUGCCACCGGUUCAGCGUUGCUGCCCUGACCGACGAAACUGAUAUCAAGAGUCAAGAAAGUGUUGUUGAUGAGUUCAGUUCCGAGGAGAACUCCGUGAAAUAUCCGCCUCACUUCGGUGAUAAACGUCUCAACUCCAAACGCCCCAAACAACGGCACUCAGGAUCUCGCCGCAACCCUUCUGACGCGGGCGAUGUACACAAUUCCUCACCCCAAAUCCGUGGCUGUGACCCAUCAUCCUUACAUGGCGCCGGUGACCCAAUAAUUUCCACAGCUUUUUUCCGGUCUUCCAUGCAUUUACGACCGUCCACUGUGUCUGACUCAAUGGCUCCGGGAAUGCAUGGUUCUUUAUCCUCUGCUGUGUCAAUACACAAAAGUAACGGAUAUUGUCAGUCUUCAUGUGGUUCAUCAGGAACAGAUCAACCGUUUCCUUUCACGACAUCAACGAUAACCCAUAGCGUAGAAACGAAUCACCAGUGGCAUGGUUCGCGGGAUUUGGAACAAUUGGUAGGAAUGGGUGCAGGUACCGCUGAGCGUUUGUUCAACAAUGUGCGAUUCGAUGAAGUGUACUCCCUCACAAUGGCUGCUUUGGCCGGCGCGGAAGCGAAAACACGCAAACGUUCGGCGCUGUUGAGUAGUUCCUCUGAUAAAAUCAACAGUGCGGAAGAACUGAAACACAAAUCACCGUCACGUACCUCAGCCCCCGGGACAUCGGUCUCCACCGUUCUUGCCACGGACUCUACCCGCAUUUCCUGUCCCACCGUAGGUAGUCCUUCUCCCAUGCGACUUCCCCCACCAGUACCAAGCAUUUCCACCACAGUCACUACCUGCACUUCCGCCGUCAGUGCUCUUGCAAACAGUAGUGCUGUUACUGUCCAGCGAGAUCCAGCAAUGACAGAUUCACAGGAUCCAUCCACACACAGCCUUCUUCAUGCCGCGUAUAAUAUCCGUAAAUUCGCCAAUCGCCUGCCAGGUUCUUUGCCAGUGCCCUGUAAGCAAAGCAAUCAACUGGGCUAUCAAUCUCCGUUUCCCACUCUUCCUAACCCUCAACCCAAUUUUCCAAUAAAUUUACCGCUCCCACCCUCGCUCACUGUUGGUGGGUCCUUUCCAGAAACACCAGGACACGAUACCUCACAAUUUUCGGGAAGUAUUCGGGAUGGUUCUCGUCAACCACCAUCAGCGCCUUCGGUCCACGUAGCUAAUCAGCGGACAAGUCAAUCCCCUCACUUUGGACUGAGCAGUCACGUCGCUGUGGCCACUUCUGGCAAUCCUACAUUUCAUCCACCUUGCCCGCCUCCACCUCUACCGGCUUCAACAUAUCUUCCAUUCCAGGAAUUAUUCGGGAGCUCUUUUCACAAGCAGUGGGCUUCGCUUUUCAAAAGACAGAUAAGUGGACCUCGUGCCAGCGACCCAACAGAACUCAAUGGUGCUGCCGAGGGGCUGUUUCCUAAACCCGGUCAGCCGCCAGCUCCCUGUAUUGCCAGUGAUGUUUCGCGCCUUUUCUUACCACCACCGGUUCCUUCACCCCGAUCUUUGCCAACUGGUUGUCAACUGCCUGCGACACGUGGUCUUCCUUUUGCGCUCGGUUCCCAACAAGCGUACGCAUCGUCAUCGAUGCCAUCGACCCUCACGUCGGACAAAGCAAAAGCAUCCUUAUCUAUGCCUUCACAUUCCAGUAUGUUGAGUCGCCCUACUCAUCCUGGCCAUACUUGUGGUCAUUGGGCUGAUGCUCAUGUUCGUAUCGCACACUACAUUCGGCACCACCAAUCGCAGAUUGGACCGUGGCCUUCUCGACCAGAUUUUGCCAAGGGUAAUAACGUUGAUCCGGUAGCUGCAGGACUCCCUCUCCGUCCAGCCGCGCAUUCUUCCCAAUCUAAUUUACUGCAUCCCGUUUUGCGGUCCACCCGUCUACCAGCACCCGAUUCCAAUCCAACGGCCACUUCUCUGCCUUCCUUAUCAACCCCAUCCAUGCUCCCAAGAUUCAAUGGUUCUGUUGGGAAUCAGGGCGUUCCAUCCUUCCUGCAACCUAGUCCUUUACCUGUUGAUAGGACAGGUCAAAAGAAUGCGUUCCUGAGCUAUCUCCUCGAGGGACUUUUGUCCGGCUCACCAAGAAUGAUGUCACCUAAUGGACAGAUACCGUCCAAAGAUUCAUUUGACUCACUGUGGCAAUCAGCCUUACAGAACGUUCACAACCAAAACGCCUAUCCUGUUUCGUCUUCCUCGUCCUCAUCACCAGCACUGGCCGUGCGUCCGCAGUAUCUUGGCGACCCAUCUCUUUCAGGCUGUAGGGCGAAAUGGUCCUUUCCCACUCCGAAUCCUCGGGGAACCUUGCCAGCAUCGGUCUAUUCCGAUCCACCACAGCCCUCACCAAGUGGCUCAUUUGGUGGUUUCCCUCCACUGGGGUUAAGUCAUUCCCCUAAUUUGGACACGAAACGUCGUCGCACCGAACUACCUCCGGUGUUCCAGGGCCCAUCCGCACACGUGGACGUUAAUCGAUCAAACAUUCCUUCUGUUCCUGUACCCAACCCUAUAUUCCAUCCACCGGGGUUUCCAAUACAAACAGUCCAUAAACACGAAAUGCUCAGUGCUACUGCCAACAUUUUAAACGGUUAUCGGUUUCCUGGAACACAUUUAAGGGCUCCACAUCCGGCUGCACCCGUUCGGCAAGAAGUCAGUCACCGCAACACUUUAGGGCAGGGCUUAAAACUGAAUCCUCGUCCUUCACACCUCGCUCCCAUUCAUCAUUGGUGAACCACGUUCAUCGUUGCUUCGUUGUUGAGUUUCAUACAAUUUCCCACCUCGACAUUAUAUGCCCUAUUAAAGUAUCGGGCAUACAUGUGAAGUAGCACUUUUGAAAUAUGGCAGAUCGCGAUACAUUGUUCAUCCUUAGUAGCAUAGCUAUGCUACUCUCUUCUUCUCCGAGUGAACCCCACUGUUACUUCUGUCGUUGCGCCUACUUUUCACCUUCCAAUGACUUUUUCUCCACGACACGCUAUUCGGACGUAAUGAUCGUUCGUCUCAGCUUCGGAAAUUGUGAUAUUAAACUGUUAGACAUCGUUCAACCUAUUACCCACUAGCGUGCCUAUCGGUUGGGGCUGUGUUCAGAUAAAACCAGUAUAUACCAUUUCUUUUCUCGUUAACUUUUUUAUGUUGCGUGUUUCCUAUGCGCAACUUGACUACUGUUCCCUCUUCCUCUCAUGGUUGCAAUUUUCUCGGGCUCAUCCUACCCACUUGCACUCAUUCACACACCUCGUGGCCCGCUUUCCCAAUAAAUCAGGUGCUUGUGGUGCUGAAGUCUUUCCAUGCCAACCAGUCCAUUGUUCAAUUGUUCCUUCCCCCUUGUUGGCAUAUAUUUUGACCAGUGUAAAGCCUCUUGUUGCGUGCAAGCUUCCGAUCGUGUAUUUUCUACUCUAUUCUCCUUUACACGAGUGCAUAGGCCAUUUCCAUCUCGUUGGCUUGUUUCGUUUAUUUGGAAUGGUCAUUUGACAGGUUGCCUGGUGGUGAACUAACAACUACAGUCUGAAAAAGUGUCUUGUGAGUUUUUUUAUACGCACUG
Molecule: messenger RNA, 3848 nt
Organism: Opisthorchis viverrini
Lineage: Eukaryota; Metazoa; Platyhelminthes; Trematoda; Opisthorchiida; Opisthorchiidae
Exons: 6
Coding region: 227-3043 (938 amino acids)
Source: RefSeq, a predicted model, not a curated record